UCCUGCACUUCCGCCGCGUCUCCUUAUCGGCCAUUUUUAAUUUAACUCUUUCAUGAAAAGUUAUGUAAACACAAGAAAGCUACUAAAGGUUUUGAUGGUCACCUUCGCCAAAACACCUCAUAUGUAUAAUCACUAAAUGUGGUAAAUAGAUAAAUUAAUCAAAAAAAAAAAAAAAAAAAAAACAAACAGGCGUGGGAAGAGGACGACCCCAGGACUCUGGGCUGCAGUGGGAAUACAGAGAGCAGUCUGCGAUAACAUUAUCAGUCAAAUGGUUGAGCACUGCCGUGUGUGAACGUGUCCUGUCGCAAAAUGCAAGGAAAACCCCCACACAACUUGAAUAGUGUGAUUAAGGAAAACAUGAGGAAAAAGCAGAAUGUGAAAAACAGGAAGGCAGAAGAGACUACGGUUGUGCAGGAGUUUGCUGUGGAAAAAAUCAUUCGUCGAAGAGUCAACGAUGGAAAAGUGGAAUACUAUCUAAAGUGGAAAGGCUUCACAGAUGCUGAAAACACUUGGGAACCAGAGGACAAUCUGGACUGCCCAGAGCUGAUUGAAGAGUUUCUCAGAAACUUGGCUGUCUCAGGCGAGACAGAAAGAAAGGACAAUCUCCCUCUGGAUCCCGUUAUUCAACCCAAAGAAGAACAAACAGAGCUGGAUGCUAACAUACAGCAUCGGCAACAGUCUGAGAAAGAGCAGACAGUGUGUGAGACUGGGGAAUCUACAGAUCACAACACUGAGACCACCAACGACCAAUCUCUUAUCCAAGAACCAGAACGCAUCAUUGGCUCCACCGACCGACAAGGAGAGCUCAUGUUCCUCAUCAAAUGGCAUGACACAGAUGAUGUGGCACUGCUGUCAGCCAGGGAGGCCAGUGUAAGAUGGCCCAAGAUGGUUAUCGGUUUCUAUGAGGAUAAGCUUAGCUACCACGAGGAAGAGGAACAGUGACCGUGACAAUGAACUGAAUAAUACGUCUUGGCAGCUUUUAAAAUUUCCUCUCAAACACGCCAAUGGAAUUUCCUGUAUGUGAAAAGUCUUGUUGUGAAAGUAUGUAAAUCCCAGACACUGUGAAACAUGUCAUAGCACACUGAACUGCACUGUAAGGUGAUAUGUUUUAUCAAGUCAGUCAAAUUAUCUAGGUUAUAGAAAAAAUGGGUGGAUAAUUGGUGCUGUAUUUGAAUUGUAGAGCUGUUUAAAAUAUGUUAUCUAAUUGCAUUACUGUCUUUUGAAUUUGACUUGAAUUGAAAAAGGGGCCACAUCAUAUACUAAUAUGAACUUGUAUAUUAGGAGUAAUCACUGUUACUGUUGGUCUCUGUGUAGCUGUUUUAGCACUUCUACUACUGUGAUUAAGACCAGUGAUCUGUGAAAUUUGUAGUUUUGUUCAUUUGCACAAAGAAAUACAAAUGUAGCAUUUUAAGACCAUGUUUUCUUUAAAAGUACCGAUAGCACAGUGUGAUAUUUUAUUACAUCUCUGCCAGCGCAGUGCAUUGUAUUGCGAAAUGUAGUUUGUCUGUUUCACUUUCAUGGUCUCUUUAUGGUUUGUUAGUGGGUUUUAAUGAGGAGCAAGAAACUCCUGUUGGCUUAAUAAAUGUCAGAUUAACUCGA
This is a messenger RNA of Ictalurus punctatus (channel catfish), 1599 nucleotides long. RefSeq names its product chromobox homolog 3b (gene cbx3b). The coding region runs from base 310 to 942 and encodes 210 amino acids. Lineage: Eukaryota; Metazoa; Chordata; Actinopteri; Siluriformes; Ictaluridae. The transcript is spliced from 6 exons. Gene Ontology annotation, cellular component: nucleus; pericentric heterochromatin. The record is from RefSeq and is a predicted model, not a curated record. Gene Ontology annotation, biological process: negative regulation of transcription by RNA polymerase II; chromatin organization. Gene Ontology annotation, molecular function: chromatin binding.